AUGACUUCCCUUUCUCCGAUGAAGGUGUAUAUUGAGGCCCUGAACAAUACAGGAGGGCCCCUCACCAACCGUACUAGACAAAACGUCGCAUUGCAGAAUCUCUACGCUGACUUAUGGCUCAAGCAAUCGACGCCGGUUUUAGUUGUCUUUAUUUUGUCGUAUCUUUUGAUCUUCCUGCUGUGUUUGAUCGGGAACAUGAUGGUAUGCUUCGCGAUCCUGAGGAUCCCCCGUAUGCGAACUGUAACCAACUACUUCCUGAUGAAUCUGGCCGUCAGCGACUUACUAGUCGCCUUCUUCUGUAUACCCUUCACCCUGGUGGAUAACAUCCUUCUCGGUUGGCAGUUUGGGGACGUGAUGUGCAGGCUAACACCGGCCGUGCAGGUGGUCUCCGUCGCCGCCUCCAUCUUCACGCUAGUUGCGGUUGCCAUUGACAGAUUCUACUCCGUGGUGUACCCCACCGAACCCAAGCUGACUGGAAAGAGCAUGCUAAAGAUCCUGGUUGCCGUCUGGGUCUUCGCGCUGGUCUUCAGCGUACCGCAAACAUUGCUCAUGGAAGACAAGCACGAAUCAUUCGAAGGUGAACUCUUCCUUCACACCUGCAAAGAGAACGCACCCGAUUGGCGCCAAGCUUACACGGUCUGCUUGUUUCUGUUCUGUUAUGUUGGACCUUUGGGAGUUGUUGUUUUCCUCUAUGCUCGUAUUGGCUAUGCCGUUUGGUCCAAGCCUACUCCAGGCGGAGACACGGCUCCGAAUGAAGUCAAGCAAGUGUCUCUGAAGAAGAAGUUAAAAGUUAUCAAAAUGCUUUUGAUUGUUGUAGUGAUGUUUGCAUUCCUGUGGCUCCCCCUCCACACGAUAUUCAUGCUGUAUGAUUUUGGCAAUCUGGACAAGCAGCAACGUGAUAUGGUGGAUGUUUACAUCUACCCUGUCGCGCACUGGAUGUCGUAUCUCAGUAGUUCGUUAAACCCGAUCAUUUACGGAUAUUAUAAUGAGAAUUUCCGCACGGCCUAUAAGUCCAUGUGUAAUUCAGACGUGUCGAUACGAGUGCAUGAUUUGGGUACGCGAUCGCCUCGUUCUUGUCGUAGUCAUGGGGGAGAAGAGCAGGUAGAAUUGAAGACGUUCACUGUGAUCGGGGACCGGCUGGCCCCACCGCCACGCCCGAUUCCACAACACUCCCCACGGGUCUCUAGCGCCGGGAGUACCCAACAAGUGACGGUCUCGGUUCAUCACUCGAGCGAUACUGAAGCUUAG
Branchiostoma belcheri (Belcher's lancelet) is the source of this 1248-nucleotide messenger RNA. RefSeq names its product neuropeptide FF receptor 2-like. The record is from RefSeq and is a predicted model, not a curated record. Gene Ontology annotation, molecular function: peptide binding; neuropeptide receptor activity. NCBI's taxonomy places the organism in Eukaryota, Metazoa, Chordata, Leptocardii, Amphioxiformes, Branchiostomatidae. Gene Ontology annotation, cellular component: membrane. The coding region runs from base 1 to 1248 and encodes 415 amino acids. Gene Ontology annotation, biological process: G protein-coupled receptor signaling pathway. The transcript is spliced from 3 exons.